AUGGCAGAAGGAGUAUGUAAGACCGAGGAGGAUGAAGGACCCAGCACCGAGGAAGAUUCACAGUCUUUUCACGGCAUCGGCGUGUGUAAAUGGUUCAACGUCCGCAUGGGCUUCGGUUUCCUGUCCAUGACCAACCGAGAGGGAGUGCCUCUGGACGAACCGGUUGAUGUGUUUGUCCAUCAGAGCAAGUUGCACAUGGAAGGCUUCCGCAGCCUAAAGGAGGGCGAGGCAGUCGAAUUUACCUUCAAGAAGUCAUCAAAGGGCCUCGAGUCACAGCGAGUUACUGGCCCAGGUGGCAUCCACUGUGUGGGCAGCGAGCGAAGACCCAAAGGCAAGAAAGUCCAGAAGCGACGCUCGAAGGGAGACAGGUGCUACAACUGUGGAGGCCUGGACCACCAUGCCAAAGAGUGCAAGCUGCCACCCCAACCCAAGAAGUGCCACUUCUGCCAGAGCAUCGAUCACAUGGUUGCCACAUGCCCAAUCAAAGCACAGCAGUCCUCACCGGGUUCUCAGGGAAAACCAUCCUCUUUGAAAGGAGACAAGGAGGAGCACAGCCCCUUGGCACCACCUCCCGAGACCUCUGAUUAAACAAGGGAUCUGACGCCAGGGAAGCACAGAGGCCAAUCAAACUGCUUUGAUGGAGAGGAGGGACACAUGUUCCCCUUCCAGCUGUUGAAGCUGCUUUUGGAACUACCUCAGGUUAAAAAAAAAUACUCAUGAAGAAUGUUGCUGAAGAUUUUUUUUGUUUGUUUCAUUUGGUGUAACACUCAGGAAUUCUGCUUUUUAUUGCACUCAGGAUGCUUCCUAAAUGUAUGAAUCACUGCUGUUGUUUAAUUGGUUAGGGAUUGUAGUGAGCAAUGCCAUAUAACAGAUGGUCUUCAUGCGUUUUUGCAUAUUUCUUUUCUGUGAUACUCCGCCAUUAUACUUCUUCUGUUUUUUGGAGUAAUACUCAUUUUAUUUAGUGUAGAGCUACACUUUUGCUGCCUUACCAUUUAGUCUUCUUCCUGACUGUUACACGUCACUAUCCGACAAGGCAGAGAUGUAACAGUUAGUACCUCCGUAAUGAAUGUUAGUUUGCAUAUCGCAUGGGGACUGGGAGGGUUUGUGAAAAAAACCUGGGACGGGUUUAAGGGUAUAGCUAUAGGCAAUGUAUUGGCAUCUGCCAAUAUUGCAGUUGACCAUCCAGGUUUCCUAGGGCCAAAUGAAUGUCCGACCAGAGGUGGUUUCCAGCUUUUGGUCAGUUAUAUUUUGUCAUUUCAUUUUUUCAAACCAGCGUAAUGCUGGCUGUCUAAAAGUGCAUGGUCUACCUCAUUGGUGCAUGUUUGGUCUGCUACUAAAACCAUCAUCCUGACUGCUGGUGGUAAACCAAAUAUUCUCAAAAUACAGCUUUGGAGAUUGUGAUUUGAAUUGGGAUUACAGCUAAUCCUUUUUGCACUACAGUUUUAAUACAGGAUUCUCAUUGACUAUAAUAUACCUUCUUAAAGAGUAACUUAGCACCUGCUGAAAAUCUUGUUUUUGCUAACCUUCGGUGGUUCAACUUCUGACCUUGCUGCAGUAAUGUGCUGGUACAAGAGCUUGUGAAAUCAGUGCUGAGUGUGGUCUGAUGUGCACUUUGUUGCCCUUGUAACCUCACCCAUGUGGUUUCACACUACAGACUACCUUCAGAGGUUUAGAGGGAGCCGUGCAAAAUCUUUAUUUACAUAGUGAAACAAUAUAGGGUUGCGGUGGUAGAAAGAAGUUGACAGUAGAUUUCUGUAGUUUUUUUCCUCAUCCCUACUUGAGAGUAAAAGCUUGAGAACAACUUUUUAACUGGCACACCUUGUAAGUUGCUUCGUUAAGUGAGUCAGAGUGUCAGAAUUUUGGUUUAUGAAAGCUACAGAAAUGCUAGACACAGCCGUUACAAUGCUGACAUUGAAAUAUUAUGUGGGGAGUAUGAUUCCAAAGCUAUUACAUCAUCUGACACGUAUUCAUAGUAUGGUCAUGGUGUGGUCUGUUGUACUAGGCUAUGUGAUAUAGUUGCACAGUUAUUCAGGGUGUGGAAAAUAUGGUUGGCAGGGCAAUCAAGUGACUCCUUAGAGUCUCACUCAGAGAGGGCAGCAGAACACUGCUUUUCAGCUUGAUGUUAAGUUACUCUUUAAUUGUCUAACAGCUCAACUUUACCUCUGCAGUAUAUUCUCAUUCUACUGGCUGCUGUGUGAAAGACUGCUGUUUUACUAUUACCUCAACUUGGAUUUGAAUUUCGACCAAUGGGAUACUAAUCCCAACACAUGUGCAACAUCAACUCUCUUCUUGAUACUUGAAUACCAUGAGGCAGAAUCAGACAUGAUGUUGCCAGUGAGGAGGCUGGUGUUUUUGUUUAGUCAAUGUGAUCCAUUUUUAGGUAGUUAUUUAAGACAUUACCUCCAUGUAACCCUUAGUAGGGUUAUGGUUCAGGAACACCAAGCCUGCACGGAGGAGCAUGUAGGACUAGCUAGCUAAUCAGCAUUUUACUCCCGUUUUACAGGAGAAGCUGACUGUGACUUUACACCCAAUUAAUAUAUAUGUAUAAUUAUUCUAAAGUCUUUUUUAAAAAUAUCAUACUACUUAUUUAUUUUCAUCCAAGAGUGCUGCAGCUUCUCCUCCUGCUCCUGUUGAAGCCUCUCAGCAAUUAAUGAUCUACUAAACAUCAGAAAACUGCCAAAUGUCAUUUAAAACUACAUAUGACUUGAGAAUAUAUUUGGGUAACAGAUUUUUAACAUCAAGGUACUCCUCUUACUUUGUACAUAUGUGCUUGAUAAAACACUGUCAUUGUCCUUAAUAAUAUAAUAUGAAUACAAUGAAACAGUAAUAUAUUGCACCAUAAGAGUAACAAUAUACAGUACAUACUGUACAGGUAUAAUGAGGACUGACAAAGAACAGUGAGGGUUUUUUUUUUUAUUAUAUGCUUUGCCUUGUAUGUUUUUUUUUUUCUGUGCGCAAUGAGCUUUUCAGAAGAGAAGCCCAUUGGCAUACCUAUCUAUGCCUAAACUAAUGCAAUGUAACUCUGCACUAAUCAUGUGUAAGAUGGAUCAUUUUUUAUUAUUCAGUUUCAAUCACUUUUAAAUAUAUGUUUCAGAUUUUUUAGAUUAGAGUUAUUAUAAUUUGCAAAAACCACAUGCAGUCAGUUGCUGGUUGGGAAAAAAAACACCUCCACUCUUGGGCUCAUCUCAGGAAUUGCCAAUCUGAAAUCUCAGGGAUUGCUUCAGAUUGAUUGGAAGGAGUCAAGAAGUGUUUGUUCAAGACAAAGCAGGGAUUAAAUGUGCAUUUGCAUCACAUGAAGCAUACAACACGGAAGCCACAGUAAAAUGGGCUUGGGAAUGUCUUGGUGCAACAGUUUCUAUUUUUACAAUUAGAAAAAUACUAAGAUUUUGGUCAAAGAAGCAAUGGCUAAAAACGAUGUUCAGGAAUUAAUGUUGAGAUCUACAAGCUUUUUUGACUCUUCUUUCCAUGCACCCAGUGUGACGGUGCUCUUAAUAUUUUUGUCUUCUUUGGUAUAACUCGCUGUGAUAUAUGAUAUGAAGAAAAUGUUUUACUAUUAUUGAUUUCUUUUUUCCUCUAUAAUCGUUGUAGAUGGGGAUAUAGUAGGAUAUUGUAAAGGGAUUGGGGCUAGUAGUAUAUAAUCCAGGGUUGUCUCAUCUCAACACAAUUAUGGUUCUGACUAUCAAUGCUUAUGACAAAAAGAAUGUGUCAUUGACGACUUAACACUCAAAUAUUACCUCACACCCUACUGUUAGUUGAAAGAGUGCAAAAUCAAACAUUGUUUUGAUAAUUCCAUUCCACAAAAUUGGUAAUGUAAGUGCUGUGAUUAGAUGAAACAAUUUGCAAUUCUUUGUAUUUUUAUUUUGAAUUUCCCAUUUAAAAUGGCUGUGCCAGUAUAUGUUCUAACGUGAACACUGUUUGCUGCAGGUUUUUCCCCAAAAGGGACACAUAUGAAAGAAUUUUGCUAGUUUAUUUCUGUGAUAAUGCAUUCUGUUAUUCUUUUAAAUAACAUAAAACCACUGAAUGCCUGCCUCAUCUGUCAAACUAUCAAGUCUACAGCAAUCUAGAUUCCUACUGUUUAGAUAAAGGGUGAUUUAAAGGGUUAUAAUAUUUGUAAUAUUCUGCAGUGCUUACUUGGCUGUUUUCAAAAUAUUUUUUUGAAACUAAGGAUGUUUAUGCCAGACAUUCUGAUUGUAACAAACCUAUUUGACCCCUCAAUGGUGUGUUAUUGUGAUUUUAUUGUUGGGUGUUAGAUAGGUUAGAUAUUCCCUUAAAAUCCAAGGACUUGUAACACCAUGUGCUCAAGAGAACAUUUGAAGCUCAUCAAGGCAUUCUGUUUUGCAUUUUUCUUUGUACUUUUCAUGGUACAGCUUGUUUGUAAGCACCACCCAUUUAAUUUGUGGUGGUGUAUUUUAUCAGGUAAAUGGCUAGAGCUACUUCCCAAAAUGUGCAUUUAUUACUAAUGAAUGUAUCAAUGUUUACUGCCAUAAAACUACAAUUAUCUUGAUCUCAGGUGAUUUAAUGGCUAGU
Messenger RNA from Amphiprion ocellaris (clown anemonefish), 4527 nucleotides. RefSeq names its product lin-28 homolog Aa (gene lin28aa). Gene Ontology annotation, molecular function: zinc ion binding; nucleic acid binding. The record is from RefSeq and is a predicted model, not a curated record. Bases 1 to 588 code for a protein of 195 amino acids. The transcript is spliced from 4 exons. Lineage: Eukaryota; Metazoa; Chordata; Actinopteri; Pomacentridae.